UAGAGAAAUUAUUUCUGUACAUACAUGCUGCAAUGUUAAGCGACUUACGACUCUUCAGUUGGGUAAAGUGAAUAGUUAUAACAAAAUGUUGAAUAUAAAUACUAUAUGUAUUUUUGUAUCAUUUGUAUUGUUAAAACAUUCGAACGUUCAUGGAAUGUGUGUUAGUCAAGAUGAUGGGAAGUUUUCCUGUACAAAUGGAAUACUACCUGACCCUCAUGGAAAUAAGAUUAUCACUGUGAAAUUUACAUCGAAUAUAAAGUUUACAAUUAGUAAUGGAUCGUUCGAGAGCGAAACAUGGAAACAAGUUGAACGCUUGGAACUUACGAAGUCACCAGGAGUAAGAGUUACAGUGUAUUUAAUGUCCUAUGCGUUCGCACAACUAAUCCAAUUGAAGACGUUGUGUUUAAAUAUAAUGACAUCCGUUCAAAAGGACUCGUUUGUCGGUCUCAUUAACCUGACGAUAUUAAAUCUUACAGAUACGCUACGGAUGACCGCUUCAGAUCUUCGUGAUAUCUUUGCAUCGAAUGAUUCUUUGCCAAAUUUAAAGACGCUUGUUUUGGAUAAGGCGGGAGAUUUGUCGACUGUCUUUAGUUUUAACAGUGCUUUAAUAACAACUUUGUCCCGCCGGCCAAUUAAAUCAUUAUAUUUGCAGUCAAUAGGCGUUGUUUAUGACAUUCGCGCAUUAUCGGGAGCAUGUGGAAGCUUAGAAUACAUCAACAUGACUGAUUCAAGAGUUAGUAAAUAUGACAGACACCGUUAUCAGUACGAUGGCAUAUGUGAAAAGCUGAAAGUAAUAGAUAUAAGUGGAAUGCAAAUUGGAUCAACAACGUGGUUCAUUACCAAUCGUUUGGAGAAUUUACAUUUAAAUUUAACAAAUAUGAGGGACGUCACACCCUUUCGUAAUGUAGAAAGUAUCAUCAACGAUCGAUUCUGGAAAUCCUUUAGUGAGGAUACCUCAAUAAAUCAGAAUCAAAUAAACUUCUUUUGGCCGGCAAUCCUAUCAAAUGCUCAAAGUGUGACGAUUUGAUUGCAAUAAAUUGGAUUGUACAAAACAUGAGGAACAUUGUCGACAGCAGCAUCAUUUAUUGCUCAGGAAAAAGAGGAAAGGCUACACUAGUCGAAAACGCAACAGUUGCUGAGCUCGAAGACAUUUGUAGCAGCAUAUACUGGCAACAGAUGCUCAUUAUUAUAGUAUGCAGUUCAUCGUUCGUUUUACUUAUUGUUUCUGGAUGUGUGACCAAGAAGCUUCUAAAACGUUAUCAGCAGCACAAACAGCAAAAAGAAGACGAAUGUCGUUUAUUACAUGACGUAUUUAUAGAAAACGAGAUGGUUAGUGUUCUAAAUCAAGAUGAACACGUCGAUACAUUCGCAGUUUUUUUUAAAUUUUAGUGGAAAUGACAAAGAUUUUGUAAAAACGUACAUUUAUGAAUCCCUUAAUGAAAAGUUGAAAAGUCGUGUUGGAACGGAACGAGAUUUAGUUUAUUUUAGUGAAAUGCAUAUGGGAGUUGGCAAAUUAAGAAACGUGAUAAGGGAUGGAAUACUUAAAUGUAAAUCAAUGUUGUUUAUUCUCUCAGAAGGUUCCUGCAGGCCCGAUGAUGAUAAUUGGUGUUUAUUUGAGUUCAAUACAGCAAUGGAAUUACAAAUACCUGUGAUACUAAUGGUGAAAGAACAUGUUCCCGAAGAUAAAAUGGAUCCCGAUAUAAGAGAAUAUUUUAAAAACAACUCAAGAAUCAUGUGGGUCAAAGAUGAGAAGGACACUUACCAAAUGGAGAGUAACUGGGACGCUGUUUGUUCAGCCAUUCUUCGUUCAACGACCGAAACUGUUUAUUAGAUUGUAUAGCAUACAAGAAAGGGAAUUGGACCAAAAUAGGUACACCCUUUCUCUUGUGCAUGCUUUAUUAACGACAACGUGUUUGAGGUGAUAAAUCUGUCAUAUACAAUUGAGUAACGAAUUAUUAUUUACGCUUCCUAGAGAUAACCAGCAUGUGUAUCAAUGUCUUGUUUACCGUGCAUUUGUACAUUAUAGAGAUGAUAUAUAAUUAUGGAUACUAUUAUAGAGUGUUACCGUUCUUUAAACAAUAUGUGUUUUAGUAUUGUGUCUUCUAGUAAGACCAUUGUCUUCUCCUAUAUUUUACGUCUACAUUACUUUUUUAUUCAUUUUGUUUUUAUGUCACCAAUGUGUCUGAAGUUACCAUGCUUUGUUUUAGUGUUUAACUGUUUAUAAUGAUUAUGUCAUACUUGAUGAUUAAUUUUAUAUUUGUGUAUUGCAGUACAUUUAUUCUAGAUGUCCACAUAUAUUGUAAUAGCAAGCGGAGAAAACAUCCCUUAAUUAUCCCGAGAAUUUGACAAGGGAUCAGCACUUUUUACUAGAAUUCUCCCUGUCUAAGUGUCGCUGUGAAAAUUUUGUACCGUAAUUGUAGUUGCCAAUCAGAGCCCAGUAUUAAUAAACCCGCCUGUGUAUGAUAAGCCCACCUCUGGCUAACAGUUGAAUGCAUGUUGAUAGUUCAGUUAUUGAUUAGAUUCAAGAUCGUGUGCGUAUCUGUAUGUAUGUAAUAAAAAUAUAUUAAACCA
Mya arenaria is the source of this 2571-nucleotide messenger RNA. RefSeq lists its product as uncharacterized. The transcript is spliced from 2 exons. NCBI's taxonomy places the organism in Eukaryota, Metazoa, Mollusca, Bivalvia, Myida, Myidae. Bases 86 to 1027 code for a protein of 313 amino acids. The record is from RefSeq and is a predicted model, not a curated record.